Telopea speciosissima is the source of this 1128-nucleotide messenger RNA. Its product is annotated as B3 domain-containing protein REM16-like. Gene Ontology annotation, molecular function: DNA binding. The record is from RefSeq and is a predicted model, not a curated record. The transcript is spliced from 4 exons. Bases 1 to 1128 code for a protein of 375 amino acids. Lineage: Eukaryota; Viridiplantae; Streptophyta; Magnoliopsida; Proteales; Proteaceae.
AUGGAACAUACAUGCAAGGACUGCAAAAGGUGGCAAGAGUAUUGGUACUGGAACCACCUUGAACCAACUAAAAUUCGUUUCUCCAGCCUUCUCACUGAUGGAUUCCAUCAAGGAUUAAUGGUUAUUCCAAGAAAAAUUGUCUCUAAAUUUAGAGAACAAUUUGUAACAACUGCAACUCUGAAGAAUCUAAGUGGUCAAGAAUUUACAAUAGGACUAGAAGAGAGAGAUGGAGACUUAGUUUUUAAACAUGGAUGGGUUGAUUUUAUCAAUUAUCACUCUUUGAAGAAAGGAGAUAUACUUACAUUUCAGUAUGGAGGGGAUUCCACUUUCACCAUUUCUAUGUUUGAUGGUGAGAGUGGUUAUGAGAAAGAAGCUCUCCCACCAAGCUUGCAAACAAGGGGGAUGAACUCCAAUGAAGAAGGUUCUUCUUCUUCUUCUUCUUCUUCUGAUGAAUCCUACAGAGUUAGUCUGGAGAGUGAACAAUCAGAAGGUGACAAAACAACAAUUAAGGUUGAAACAGAAAGUGAAGAUGAUGACACUCCACCACCAAAGAAGAUGGCUAGAGUCACCCGUGCCUCCACCACUAGUAAGGGUAAAUCUGUUUGUAGAGAGACUAACUCAAGAGGUACUAGUAAAAGGGUCAUCAAUCUAGAUAAGAGCUAUUCCACAUAUUUCAAAUCAAGAAGAAGACCAGUAUCUAUAUCGGAGAUAGAGCAAACCUAUCAACUGGCUUGUGCAUUUCCAACAAGCAAACCCAGUUUCAUUGUUUCAAUGCUGCCAUGCCAUGUUUACAAAAGAUUCUUCUUGACAAUUCCUCAAGCAUUUGUGAGAGAGCAUAUUCCAAGAAGCACGAAAGAAGUCGUCCUCCGAGUUGUUCCUCCUGGUGUGAAGACAUGGGUGACUACAUAUAAUGGUUAUAGAAGCUAUGGAGUUGGACUGAGUGGAGGAUGGAUGAACUUUGUGAGGGACAAUAACUUGGAAGAAGGUGAUGUAUGUGUGUUUCAACUCACUCAACUACCUGCAGGAAAUGAAAAACUUGCUACCCUCGCCAUGAAUGUCAAGAUAUUUAGAGUUGUCAAAAAAAUUACCAAGUUGGAAAAGGUGACUCAAAACUUCCUUUUGAAAUAA